Andrographis paniculata is the source of this 1875-nucleotide messenger RNA. Its product is annotated as viridiflorene synthase-like. Gene Ontology annotation, biological process: diterpenoid biosynthetic process. Gene Ontology annotation, molecular function: terpene synthase activity; magnesium ion binding. NCBI's taxonomy places the organism in Eukaryota, Viridiplantae, Streptophyta, Magnoliopsida, Lamiales, Acanthaceae. The record is from RefSeq and is a predicted model, not a curated record. The transcript has 7 exons. The coding region runs from base 1 to 1875 and encodes 624 amino acids.
AUGGCUUUUAAAUGUUCUUGGAGCCUUCUUCUCCCUAAUUAUCCAAAACCCAUUUUUCACUACGUAGGAACCUCCUUUCUUGCAUUACAUCGAAAUAAAUCGAAGCACGAAUCAAACCAAACUGCAGUAGUGAAGUUUACUACAACGUUAAAGCAUCAAGAUGACAGGAGUUUACCCUUCUUGUCAAGAACCACCACUCUAAAGGCUGUUUCCGGUGACCGCGACAAUCCGGUGUCCGAAGAACUGAUUAUCCGACAAGAAAGGGAUCAUCCUGCAAGUUUCUGGAAUGAUGCUUUGUUUUCUGCAAAAAAUCAGGUAGAUGAAACACAAACCAAAGCGGUCAUUGAAAGAUUGAAGGAAGAGGUGAGGAGCAUGGUGAUGAACAAGGAAAGUAAACCAAAGGAUAAGAUGAUUCUCAUCGACACAAUAGAGCGUUUGGGAUUGGCCUAUCACUUUGAGAAAGAGAUCGAGGACCAGAUCGCACAGAUCUUCGAAUCUGAGAUGGAAAAUGAGGAUAAAGACAGUGACCUUUUCACGACUGCACUACAUUUUCGAUUGUUCAGACAACAUGGCUACAAUGCUCCUAGCAGCGUCUUCAAUAAAUUUAAGGAUGACGACGGGACAUUCAAUGAAGCCGUUUCAAAUGACAUCCAGGGUUUGCUGAGCUUGUAUGAAGCAACUUAUCUAAGGUAUCCGGGAGAAGACAUCUUAAAGAAUGCCAAUGUCUUCGCAACUUGUAAUCUAAACCAAGCUUUGCCGCUAUUGGAACCUCCUCUUAAAGAGAAAGUAGCUCGAGCUCUAAUCCAACCACUUCAAUGGUGUGUUCCAAGAGUCGAAGCACAUUAUUAUAUAUCAGUCUACGCAAAGGAAGAGUCCAAGAAUGAGUUGCUCUUAAAACUAGCUAAAUUAGAUUUCAACUUGGUACAGAAUCUAUAUAGAGAAGAGCUAUGCGAAUUCAUGAAGUGGUAUAAAGGCUUGGACCUCAAGUCGAAACUUCCAUAUGCAAGAGACUGGCCAGUGGAAAUGUAUUUUUUUGGUACAGAAUUCACUUUUGAACCUCAAUACUCACUUGCACGAUCUUUUGCUGCAAAGAGCUUUAUCCUAAUGGGACUCAUAAACGAUACGAGUGAUAGUUACGCGACAUAUGAAGAAACAAAAAUUUUCUUGGAGGUUCUGCAAGAACGGUGGGAUAUCAAAAAAAUAGACAGACUUCCACAUUAUAUGCAGAUUGUUUACAAACUUGUCUUGAGUGCAUAUGAAGAGUUUGAUCAAGAAAUGUCCAAACAAGGCAGAAGUUUCGCAGUUUCUUAUGCAAUAGAAGAACUGAAAAUGCUUGUUAGAAGUUACCUUACAAGAGCCAAGUGGUGUAUGGGGCUCGAGACACCAACAUUUCAAGAGAGUAUUUCCAUUGCUUGCGUAGACAGUGCAGCCCCGGGAGUAUUUUCAUCGUGCAUAAUGGGCAUGGAAUUUGCCUCAAAGGAAGCAUUCCAAUGGCUUAUGAGGAGGCCUAAAAUUGUGGAGGCCACCGGUUUACACACUCGAUUGAGUAAUGACAUAGCCAGCUAUGAACGCGAGCACAAUGCAAGUGGAUUUCCAUCUUCAUCAAUUGAUUUCUACAUGAAAGAUUAUGGUGUAUCAAAAGAAGAAGCAAUGGGUAAGGUUCGUGAGCUCGCCGAGGAUGCAAGGAUGGAAAUAAAUAGGGAAUGGGUUUCAACAAAGGGUGUCCCCAGGGAGUUUCUGAAGCUUGCACUAAACUAUGCACGGUUUACAUUCCUAUGCUACAAUCAAGGCACAGAUGCUGUUACAUAUUCAAAAACAGGGAUAAAGAGCUACAUAGAAGCAGUGAUAUUCAAUCCCAUAGAAAUUGAUGAAUGA